This is a messenger RNA of Purpureocillium lilacinum, 687 nucleotides long. RefSeq lists its product as uncharacterized. NCBI's taxonomy places the organism in Eukaryota, Fungi, Ascomycota, Sordariomycetes, Hypocreales, Ophiocordycipitaceae. The record is from RefSeq and is a predicted model, not a curated record.
AUGAUUGCUGGCUUCCGCAACACUGCGCUACGGCGAGCAUUGACCAGCUCUGCAUUGGCGAGUUGUGGCACCGCGAAAACGGGUUUAGCCAAGUCUCAAUUCUUACGCGGCAUCGUGUCCGCCACGAAUGCAGGUGGGACGCAGAGCGCCACUGGGGUCAUCAAGCAUGACCACCGCGAGCUCGAGGACUACUAUAACCGCAUUAUCAGCACAAAUGACCCGGACGAACAGGCGCGUUACCAAAAUUUGUUUGUGUGGGAGCUGGCCCGCCAUUCCAUCGGCGAGGAGCUGGUGGUGUAUCCUGCCUUUGAGAAAUUCCUCCCUAAUGGGGAGCAGAUGGCUACUAAGGACCGCAAGGAACACCAGUUGGUCAAAGAGAAGUUGUACGAGUUCCAGAACCUCAAACCAGGUGACGCCCGGUUUGCGACCACGCUCCUGGCCCUCUUCAAGGAUUUGAAGCAGCACAUGAAGGAGGAGGAGGAGGAAGACCUCGUGCCUCUAGAGGGCGCAAUUGAGGAUGGCCACUCGGAGAAGCUGGCAAGAAGUUUUGAGCGCACAAAGAUGUUUAUGCCGACGCGCAGUCACCCGCGUGCUCCAGACAAGCCGCCGUUCGAGACUAUCGCGGGACUGAUAACGGCACCACUAGACAAGGUCAGGGACAUGUUUACCAAGUUCCCCAAAGAUUAG